UUUCCAGUUAUAAAUUUCAACCUGCAACCUGCGCCCUGCAAAAUAUACCUGCCGAUAUAGCAUACUGGCAUGAAGUAUAUAUAUUAACAAUGGUCCCCAUAAGGCUCGGUUAUUUGUCCGUGGACAUUAUCUGUUCGGAGAAGCGAACUGUGAGCUUUGAGCUGUGAGGUCUUCUCCUCGACGAUUUUCAAAAUGGCGGCUCUCCCACCUGCCAUUUUGAAUAGUGGAGAAGGCCCUAGAGACGACGUUGACUAUUCUCGUACCCAGAGGCGACCCAGAGGCCCAGAGGUAUCCCUUAUUAUAGAAUAAGGGAUACAUGAAGUACUUACCCAGAGACCGCGCUCGCGCGGUUCUUGGUGGUGACCAAAAGGAGCGCGGCCUCUGAGGACUGUUUCCGGUAUUUUGACAGAACGAUUAUUAAAUUAUUUCUACUUUUCUCGAUGGCUACUUAAGACUCAGAGAUCGUUUGUUGUUCACCUUUACCCAACUUUAUAUCGGGUCUCCGACGAUGGAUUUGCCGAAGGAAUACAUGGAACCUAUCCUUGAUGCAAUUAUGCCCACGCGUCACGUAAAGUUGAUUCACAAAACAGCAAUAGAGAGCAGGCGGCAGCACAUGGAAGACUUACCUUCUGCUAGUAUGAAUACGAUGCAUCUAUUGUUCAGUGGCAGUAGCGAAGAGGGAUUGUAUCUACCAGAUCUUUCCUUGGUGAGAAAACCACUGCACAGCUCCGAUUCAUCGAUGGUUUCUGCCGAUCAAGAUAUAAUGAUUGUUUGGGAAAAUUGGCCGGUAAAUGAGAAACUUGGGAGAAAAACCUUCGCUGUUUUGGAAGUGAAAGGCACUCAUUCCGGCUACUGUCGGCUUCGCUUCAAUCCAGCGUUUUCUGCGAGUUCGAGAACUGAACGGCAACCAGAACUUAGAAUAACUAUAGAAGAUGGCGGGCUGGAUAAGAAUGCCUUCAUAUACAAUUCGAAGUUUGUCGCGACCAUGUCAAAGAUACUAAAGCUACAAAAGCGGGGAAUAUCAUUUUUCGAAGUUAUUGACCACCUAGGGUACAAUCUUCAGACAAAUCACGCGUUGCAUGGGCCAGCUUUCACCAGCAGUGUGGUGUGCUCUGGCGGCAACGACCUUAGUGUGGACUACGUUCACUCACUCCACUGUCAGGAGUGGCCAGAGGUUGCCUCGGGAUGGAUACAUCGACACAGGCCAUCAGGGUGCCCCAGUCCGCAGCUGAUACGGGACAUUGCAAAACAGGGUUGUCAUGUUGUACCUGUUUCACAUCGGUUUAGCCAGUGGCCCAGCUUGGAAUGGCGUUUAUCUUUCUCAGAAGCGGAAGUGAUGUUAGCGUUGACCUUGUCAUCAAUCCCUCGAAGAUGCUACAUCUUUCUAAAGCUGCUGCACAUCUACAAAUUUAAAAGGCAUGGUGUGGCCUUGGUGACGUACUUUUUGAAAACCGCCCUUUUCUGGAUAUGUGAGAGCAUCAGUUUGUCGGAGUGGAAAUAGAUGAAAACAGUUG
Molecule: messenger RNA, 1514 nt
Organism: Orbicella faveolata
Lineage: Eukaryota; Metazoa; Cnidaria; Anthozoa; Scleractinia; Merulinidae
Product: cyclic GMP-AMP synthase-like receptor 2
Source: RefSeq, a predicted model, not a curated record